AUGCUGGAACGAUUCAAGGUGCCGUCGGAAGACCAGGUGCGCGUGCCGGAAGAUUCGCUGCGCGAGACUGUUGCCGCUGUGUUCGAGAAGAUGGGCGUGAGCGAUGAGGACGCCGCAGUGGGCGCGAAUACGCUCACGAUGACCGACCUGCGCGGUGUGGAGACGCAUGGCGUGUCGAAUAUGCUUCGCUCUUAUGUGCAGCAGUACAACGAAGGCAGCCUGACCCGCAACCGAAUUGGCGCAUUAUCAGCGAGUCGCCCGCUACGGCGGUGA
Geodia barretti is the source of this 273-nucleotide messenger RNA. NCBI's taxonomy places the organism in Eukaryota, Metazoa, Porifera, Demospongiae, Tetractinellida, Geodiidae. The record is from the annotation of a GenBank genome assembly.